Messenger RNA from Penicillium olsonii, 2607 nucleotides. The record is from the annotation of a GenBank genome assembly. Lineage: Eukaryota; Fungi; Ascomycota; Eurotiomycetes; Eurotiales; Aspergillaceae.
AUGGUCCAGCUCGCUGAGAAAGCAGAGGACGUCACGACAGUGGUUGUACCCGAGCCUGAGAAACAUCAGAUCUGGAACAAGCUCAACGAAGACGAGUUUGCCAAACGGGUGUCUGCCACUGUGGAUGAGGUGCUUCUUGCGCAAGAACAAUCGGAUACACUAGAGCUCAAUGAAGCACGCGAGGUUCGUAUCUCUUCGAAACAGAGCCGAAAGAGAAGAAAAUUGGCUAACGCUGGAUUCCAGCUUGCACGAUAUCUCGUGGAUACUCAUGAGCACGAUCCAAACUUCCCGCCUGGCGCUUGGGGUCGCAUGAAUGAUUUUCUGCUCAAUGAUACUCUGUUUGAAAACCCCGAGAAACACCAAAGAGAUAUUACAGAGGCCAAAAUUGAAGUCUCCUUGUUGACUUCCAACAGCCCAUAUCCCGAGGUACGAGCUGUCGUUGAACCUCACGAUGAUCCUGAUCUUCCCUGUGGGACCAUUCGAGCCUAUGUCAUCGGGUUGGCAUUCGUCAUACUCGUGGCAUUCAUCAAUCAACUGUUCAGCGUUCGUCAGCCAUCCAUCAGCAUUGGCUCUGCUGUUGUUCAACUUUUGGCUUUUCCUGUUGGAACGGCAGCUGCGCGGUUGCUCCCUGAUAUUGGCGUGACACUUUUCGGCGUCCGUCACAGCUUAAACCCGGGACAAUUCAACAAGAAAGAGCACAUGUUGAUCUCGAUUAUGGCCAAUGUCGGCAUGACGCUGCCAAGUUCAAGAUAUAUCAUUUUCACACAGUGGUUGGACAGAUAUUUCGGCCAGCCUUACGCCAGCUCCUUUGGAUAUCAGAUCCUGCUGGCGCUUUCGACGAACUUCAUGGGCUUUGGUCUGGCUGGCCUGUGCCGCAGGUUCCUCGUCUACCCGUCCUUUUGUAUUUGGCCGCGGUCAUUGGUCACUAUUGCGUUGAACAGCUCCCUUCACAAUGAGGAAAACCACUCCGUGAUCGGGCCCUUCCGGAACAUCUACACCAUAUCCCGAUCCAGAUUUUUCAUGGCAGCAUUUUUCGCAAUGUUCGUCUGGUUUUGGUUCCCAGACUAUAUAUUCGGUGCCCUCAGUACAUUCAACUGGAUUGCCUGGAUCGCACCCCUCAACUUCAACCUUACCGCCAUCACGGGAAUCAAGAAGGGCCUUGGAUUCAACCCUCUUCCGACCUUCGACUGGAACAUCGUGACACAUGUACUUGACCCCCUCAUUGUUCCCUACAUGGUCACCAUCAAUACCUUCUUUGGGGUUCUGCUGGGUGGUAUUGUCAUCAUCGGAAUGUACUGGACCAACGCCUACAACACGGCUUAUCUCCCCAUUAACACCAAUUCGAUGUUCAACCAUUAUGCCAAGUCCUUCAACGUGUCGAUGGUUUUGGACGAUCGUGGAUGGCUUGAUGAGACAAAGUACCAAGCAUACUCGCCAGUUUAUCUCGCCGCCAGCAGUCUCACGAUGUAUUUCUUUUCCUUUGCGGUGUACUCUGCACUUGUUUCAUACGCCUUCCUGUACCAUUCGCGGGAUAUCUCACUUGGUUUCAAGAGUUUGAUCCAGAGCUUCAAGCGAGGCGACGGGGGCCACUUCAAGGACAUCCACAGCAAGCUGAUGUCUGUUUAUCGCGAGGUUCCGGAGUGGUGGUACGCCGUCUUGAAUGUAUUCGCUAUUUCGCUAGGGGUUGCUGCCGUUGCUGGGUGGCCUACCUUUACAAACGUCGGGGUCGUGUUCUUCGGUAUCCUCCUGGCUGUUAUCUUUACUAUACCCACUGGUAUCAUCGCUUCCACGACAGGAAUCGAAAUUGGAUUCAACGUGCUUGCCGAAUUCCUUGGUGGCGCCUUGCAGCCCGGAAAUGCCCUUGCAAUGAACUUCUUCAAGUGCUUCGGCUAUGUCACGACCGCCCACGCUAUCGACUUUGCCAAUGACUUGAAAUUGGCCCACUACCUGAAGAUCCCACAGCGACAGACUUUCUGGGCCCAAAUAAUUGCUGUGUUUGUUUCGGCUUUUGUCUGCACUGCCGUCAUGAACUUCCAGAUCACGAAAAUCCCUGAUAUGUGUCAGCCAGAUCAAAAGGACCGUUUCACUUGCCCUGGAGUCAACACAUACUUCACCGCUGCUGUUCUAUUUGGAAGUCUCGGCGCACGCAAGAUGUUUGGAGCCAAAGGCCCUUACGCCACUUUACUAUCUGCUUUUCCCAUCGGUCUCGCCUUGCCAUUCGUCUUCUACUUCAUUCAGAAAAGACUCCCUCGCAAUCAUUGGUUUGGCAAGAUCCAUCCUGUCAUGUUCCUCUCUGGGGGUAUUCACUGGUCUCCCUAUAACAUAGCCUACAUGUGGCCGGCUGUGCUACCCGCCUAUAUCAGCAUGAAAUAUGUUCGCACCCGAUACCUGGCCUUCUGGGGGAAGUACAACUAUGUUUUAUCGGCUGCUCUAUCGACCGCCAUUGCCAUCGCGGGUAUCAUCAUCUUCUUUACACUCAACUACAAUUCUGUCUCGCUUUCGUGGUGGGGCAAUGAUCCCGAGAGUGGAUGCGAGGCAACGUCCUGCACGCGGCUGAAGCUUCCCAAGGGCGAGUAUUUCGGUCCUCGCAUUGGAAGUUACCCGUGA